Anas platyrhynchos (mallard) is the source of this 13204-nucleotide messenger RNA. RefSeq names its product solute carrier family 15 member 2 (gene SLC15A2). The record is from RefSeq and is a predicted model, not a curated record. Gene Ontology annotation, biological process: oligopeptide transport; transmembrane transport. Lineage: Eukaryota; Metazoa; Chordata; Aves; Anseriformes; Anatidae. Gene Ontology annotation, molecular function: oligopeptide transmembrane transporter activity. Gene Ontology annotation, cellular component: membrane.
CUUUGUUAAGUGCAUAGAAAAGACGUUCAGAGUUUGGCACUUACACCCUCAGGAGUCAAACAGCACUGAGUAGGGAGUUAGAAGCUGUGCUCACAUUGCCUUUUACAUUAUUAUUAUUAUUUUUUUUUCCCAGAGGACACUCUCUGUUGCUGACUUUACAUACCUGUGUGAACAGUAAAACUAGGUAUGUUUUAAUCAGGGGCUGUCUCUCAGAAGUGACUUGCAUUCUUUAAAUCACUGAAGGGGACAUGAAGGCCAAGCAGAAAGGACAGAAGAUACAAACAUCCCAGGGACCAGACGUGCUCCUGGGCCCAGAUUGCCUGGGGCACCUCUAUGACCAUUUUUCUUCAUCUUGAAUCUGCUGAAACCAGUGCUACCAGUCUGCUCUGAGGCAGGACACUGUACCGUAUCGCAUGGCAUCAAGUACAGCUUGGAACCUCGGGGGCGAAAUAGUUGAAAAGGAAUACAAGAGGUUGCUUAGCCCCAGCUCUCCUUACUGACAGCCUGAAAAAUUAAAUUAUUGCUGGUUUUCUAUGCAAUAUAUAUCUUUCCUUACUUUAUACUUCCUGUAUGCUAAAUACUUACGGUAUUUACAUAUUGUUAAUCACCGUUUUGUUCCAAAAGACUCCAAGUUUAAUUCUGGAGUCUAAUUUCUGGAAUGAUUUUUGUGAUGCUCCCAUCCCAAGAGCCUAGAAUGUAGUUUACAUUUGUGGCUGUACUUUGUGCUGGGUUUUCUUCUUCUCUUCUUCUUUUUCUCUUCUUCUGCUCAUCUGAUCAGCUCUAUAUUCUGUGUUUUGCUUGAGCAUUCCCUCCAAAUAAAGAGAAAUAUCCUAUUUUUUUCAUGCUAUGGCAGUCUUAUAAAAAAGUCCUUUGAAAAGCUAUUUCCAGAUGUUUUCCACCCCCCUAAUCUUCUAACAGAAGUCACAAGCAUUACCAAUAAAACCUUUUUAUUCUUCCCAGCAACUAUUCUCUUUCCAUCUUUUCUUUUCUGUUGCAUUGUCUGGCCUACAGUGCUCAUUCUUCUUUUCUGCUUGUUUUUCACACUGUUUGCCCAGAGUCUAAUACUGCUAGCUGUGCCAUCCUCUACUUUGUACUUAUCUAUGGUGCUCAUAAUAUGACUAAUGCUCCCUGGAUCCUGGCCACACAUCCUACAUUCCGGAUUUAAAUCCUCCUUACCAUCUAUCUUUAAUAUAUCUGGUAUGAAUAGUCUGCUCUUUUGUAGCCAUAAUUAAAGUUUUGCUUCAAUCCUUCUUUUGCUCACAAUUUACCAUCACCUUUUUUUAUGAGAUGUCUGCGCUGUUCUUCCUUUCACCUCAACCCAUGCAUCCCUUGUUGCCUUGUCAAAUGAUUUGUCAUCCGUAGAACUUUAUUCCUUGUUUCAUUUUGGAAUUUGAUUCGCAGAUAGCUUGGGCCACUCACUGUUGCACAUGCAAGUAGCUACUGCUGCACGUGUCCUUUCACUGUAAGGUUCGGAUGUCUCUCAGUGUUUUCCUAGUGCAUCCUUUCAGUCUUCUUCCCCUGUUCCCCUGGGCCAGACUUCGUUCAGCUAAUAGCAGAAUUCGGUAGCAACUGCCUAUAUGCUUGCAGCCUUGACUAUAUUUUGUAUUUUGAGGAGAUGAGGAGAGAUACGGAGCCAUGAAGCAGGUGGGACUGGGAUUUCAGUGCAGUGAGGAGGGGAAGAAGGAUGGGGAUGGCUCCAGGGCAAUGAUGUGUGGUGAUGGAGACUCCACGUUACUGCUUAACACAGAGAAAUGGCUCACAGUGAAAUUCUUUAUCUGCAUAAAAUAUCUGGGGCUUUCCCCUGCAAGGGAAAUGCCUUAGAUCCUUUCUGAAAGGAAGUCACAGCAGUUUAGAGGAGGUUAUGGGGAGGAAGCAGAAAGGAAUAAACAACAGAAGCAGGCCAGAAAAAAAAAUGUUGAUCCUCCUUUAGGUGGCUCAUAGCUCUACAGUGAAAAGGGGCUGGGAGAACGGCAUGUCCAUGUUAUGUCUGCAUUCCUGUGCGACACGUGGAGAACCAGAAAUUGAAGCCAGUGUGUCAAAAGGUGAUGAAACCUUGGGUCUUCUCAGUCUUAACUGCUAACAGAUGUGCGUAGUUAGGGCCAGCUCUGUAGCUGGUGUACAGCCUCACGAGUCUGUCUGGUUUUAUUGCCAGCUCUAAGUCCUGCCUAGUCACAGGUCCAGUCCCUGUUCUCAUCAGGUAGUCAUCACUUUAUUGAGAGAUGGUGUAAUUACAGUGCAAAGCGAUUGCCUCUGAACAUCCAUGAGAGGUGCCAUGCAACCUUGGUUAUGGGCUGUAAUCAUGAAGGUGGAUUCCCUGGGAUAUUUUGGAGAUGAACAGAGACUUCAAGAUCCAGAAUAAAUGAAAGUUUAACGAUUUUAUUGGUGACCAAAGGACUGCUGUUGGAAGUGAAACAUUAACAGGAAGACAGAGAGCCAAGAGGUUCAACGAGGGUCGCCUUCAGGCACAGCAGAGCUGGGGGCCUCCAGUGUGCCCGGAGCAGCAGGCAUGGCAGAGAAGGAUGGCGUGCUGCAAGAUGCAAAGGAAGCCCAAGCUGGAGAUGAUCCCCCCAAAGGAGAUUUCCCUGUUCAGAAAAAAUCCCCGAAACUCUGUGGUUCCAACUACCCCCUGAGCAUUGCCUUCAUCGUGGUGAACGAGUUCUGCGAGCGCUUCUCCUACUAUGGCAUGAGAGCUGUCCUGACGCUGUAUUUCAUAAGCUUCUUCCACUGGGAUGAGAAUCUCUCCACUGCUGUGUACCAUGCCUUUUCUGCUCUCUGUUAUUUCACACCUGUCAUUGGAGCCAUCAUGGCAGACUCGUGGCUGGGGAAAUACAAGACAAUCAUCUACCUCUCCAUUGUGUAUGUGGUUGGCCAUCUGAUCAAGUCCGUGGGUGCAAUUCCAUCCCUGGGCAACCAGGUUGUUCAUGUGGUCCUGUCUAUGGUUGGUCUGUUUUUGAUCGCCCUUGGAACGGGAGGUAUCAAGCCCUGUGUCUCUGCAUUUGGUGGGGACCAGUUUGAAGAGGAACAUACCUCGGAGAGAAGCAAGUUUUUUUCUGUCUUCUAUUUAUCCAUUAAUGCUGGAAGUUUGAUCUCCACGUUUGUAACUCCUGUAUUAAGAGGGGAUGUGAAAUGUUUUGGAGAGGAUUGUUAUGCACUGGCUUUUGGUGUCCCAGCAGCACUGAUGGUGUUGGCGCUUGUUGUGUUCAUUGCUGGAAGUGGGCUGUACAGAAAAAUGCCCCCACAAGGGAAUGUCUUACUUGAAGUGUGCAAAUGCAUUGGAUUUGCUAUUAAAAACAGGCUGAAAAACCGCUCCCAUCAUAUUCCAAAGAGAGAUCACUGGCUCGACUGGGCAUCAGAAAAAUACUCAAAACAGCUGAUUGGGGAGGUUAAAAUGGUGACACGCGUCCUCUUCCUCUUCAUACCACUGCCGAUGUUCUGGGCCCUGUUUGAUCAGCAGGGAUCCCGGUGGACUUUGCAAGCCACAAAGAUGAAUGCUGAUUUUGGAAUAUAUGUCCUUCAGCCUGACCAAAUGCAGUUCUUAAAUCCACUUCUUAUUCUUGUCUUCAUCCCAAUUUUUGACCUUGGGCUCUACCCUCUGAUAAGCAUGUGCAAAUUUAAUUUCACGCCUAUUAAGAAAAUGGCAACAGGUAUGAUCCUUGCAGGGAUGGCGUUUGGACUUGCAGCUAUUGUAGAAGUCAAAAUAAAUGAAACCGAUAUGCCUCAACUUGUCCCAAAAGAAAGUUUAAUUCAGGUCCUGAAUUUGGCAAAGAACCCCGUUCAAGUGACAAUCGAAGACCAGGACCUAUUUCAGCAGCCUGUGGAGGCUUUUCAGGACCCAGCUGAGUACUCAAAUUUGAUAUUGAAUGGCGAGCAACAGAACCUUCACUUCAUCCUGCAACAUCAAGGAUUGUCUCUCACUUUUAACUACACCGUGAAGGAAAAAUCAGUAUACAGCUUAAUUGUUUUUGAGGCAGAAGGAAGCCUAUCAAGUCGCCUAAUUACAGACCUGAAAGCAAAGCCAGAAAAUGGUUUGGCAGCUGUUAGAUUCAUUAAUGGUUUGAGCCAAGAUGCCAACCUCACCAUUGACAGCAAACAGUUCGUUGCUGUUCCGAAGAACUACGGUGUUUCUGAGUACUUGCUGCUAGAGAGGGACAAAUACAGCAAUGGAAAAUGCAUAACUGAAAUGGGGGAAUUCACCUUGGACCUCGGGCUGCUCGACUUUGGCGCAUCGUACACCGUUGUGGUAACUAAUGUUUCUGGAGAUGCUGUUAAGACAUGGAAGUCAGAAGACAUCAAAGCCAAUAGUGUCCAUAUGGCUUGGCAGCUACCACAAUACUUACUAAUAUCUGCUGGAGAGGUGAUGUUCUCCAUUACGGGUCUGGCCUUCUCCUAUUCUCAGUCUCCAGCCAGCAUGAAGUCGGUGCUGCAGGCAGGUUGGCUGCUCACGGUGGCUGUUGGGAAUACUUUUGUGCUCGUCGUUGCCCAGGCUGCACCAAUGGCACAGUGGGCUGAAUUUGUCUUGUUCACUGUUCUACUCUUUGCUGUGUGCAUUAUUUUCUCCAUCAUGGGAUAUUUCUAUGUCAGCGUGGAUCCAGAGGACCUACGAGAAAAGGAAGAGAAGACAGAGACCCCAAGCAGAGGAAACAUGAUUAGUCUCGUUACUCAGAAAACAAAGCUCUAACACAUCAUGGGUUGGGAUCUUUUUUUUUCUUUAUUUUUUUUUUAACUGGGUAGGUGGUAGGGUGAAAGAAAAAUGGGGACCAUGUUAUUUUAUUUUAUAGCACUGCAGUCUUUAUUACUCAAAAUGUAGCCACCAUCUAAAUGGGACAAAAUAGCCCUCUAUAUAAACAGUAGGGGUCCUGAAAUCAGAGCAAAAUUCCCUGGGAAAGCUCGUCUGGUAUUAAAUGCGCUUAUAAGUAAAUACAGUGUAAUUUAGAACCUGCCCAUCUUCCUAAGCAAGGGAUACUUUCCUAUGAUUUUGAUUUAAACAUAUAUUUAGGGCAGCAGGGAGGUAAGGGUGGAGGGCAUGCCAGAUGACAGCAAAAGCUGCAGAUGUUGGGGGGAAAGGAUGAAAACUCAGUAUAGGAAUCAGGAAAUAAUAGAUGUUAGAGAUGAUGGAAGAUUUUUUUUUUUAAUGCAAUCAUCACUGACUGGAAGAGUUACAAUCCCAAAAGGUUUCAUCAUGUAACUCUCCUUAUGAGUAUUUCACCCCAUUAUUGCAAAUUAUGAAUGGCCCUGAUUUAUGACUUUCAGCUCCAGGCCCAGAAGUAAUAACAGGGAAUUAAAUGCUGCAGGCUCAAAUAUUCCCCAAACACUACUGAACAAGAUAUGCAUGCUACCAUCUCUCUGAUACAUGCUUUUUUCUUAGAAGUUUGCACUGGCUGAUAGUAUUCUUUGAUUAGACGUGAUUAGAGAAUUGGUUUACACUUUUUUACUUCAGGAAUCCAGGCGGUUAUUUGCCAUCUUAAGCUUAUAUUGGACAUUUCCUUUAACAGUACCUGCCACCGCAAGGUAGGGUAUGGCUGUUUUCUCAUCUCAUGCUUCAGUUAUUCCCCACUGGGAGACACACUGCAGCAGUUUCUAUAAAAUCCCAGGUAUCCCGCAGUGACUUAAACAAGGAUGCACUUUAUCAUUUUUUUUCAGUCUACAAAAUGAGACCAUGGCAUAUGAGAUUUUUCUUUUUCCUACCUGAUUUUCUGUCUCUCUACCAAACUCUGGAUGUAGGUAUUUUAGCAGAACUGUGAUAUAACUGUCUGAUUUUCCUUCCUUACAUGAAGCUGUGAUUGUUGUUGUUCUGCAUUAGAACUAUUUCAAUCAUUGCUGAUGUAGUAAAACUCCCAAGCCAGCCCCUGCCAUCCUCUGCCACUCCAAGGCUGCAGUUGGGCCAGGUAUGACUUACUUUACAAAAGGGCUGUCAAUAGGAUUUUCAGGUUCACAGUCAAUAGGAUUUUCAGGUUCACAGAGAAUAGAUUUUUGAUGAUACUUUCCUCUUCCAACUUGGCAUUGGUUAUAUAAUGAAAUACAUGUUUAAUUUCACUCCUGUUCAGGGUGGUGCUAGGGAAUAUGCUUAACUUGUCAUCUCUGGUACUUUAAUGUGCUGCUGUCUGUGUGUGUUCUUCAAUAAGACCGAGAAAACCCCACGUUUUGGUUUGCACCUGGAAGACUCUCAGCCUCAGAUUGCUUCCUUUGCUUACCGUCCUAAAUGGUCAUGAGCUUGCACUACGAGUUCUGCAUCAGCUCCUGCCUGCUGUGAAAUAACAUCUGGGUCUUGCGCCAGAGGGGGGCCGUUGUCAUUUAUCUGAGACAACAGGCUGCGGGUGUGCACACGGAAACGCUUAAUGUGGUUCGGUCGAUGCAGAGCCAUUUAUUAAGCUGUGGUAGCUGGAACCGGGCAGCUGAACCCUGCAACUCAGUGGGGAAUGAAGGGCACUGAAAGCCAUCUAUUAGGCCAUCUGACCUGCGCCUCAGAAGCCAAGCGAGGAUUAUCCCUCUGCUCCUUUCUGAUAUUGUUCUCUUGCCAUGAAUCUUUGUGUGUGUUCUUUCUCCUCCAGGCAUUGUUGUUUUCCAAACCCUGUUUUAUGACACACUGAGAAUCAGCUCAGAGGCUGCUGAAUCACUCUGCUAUGAUGCUGUUUGACUGGCUUCCAAUUUGAAGCGCUAAUAGAAAGCAUUUCUUCCCCCCCUUCCCUCUGCAAACAGAACAGAAAACCCCAAACUGAAGGAAUGGACAGGCUCCAGUAGCACUGAACAGACACGAUUUAGAAUUAUUGGAGCAUUUAAUUUUUUAUAAUCCUUGAAUUUGGAAGUGUGCUUGGCUUUGAGGGCAUAUGUGGUGAAAAGACAACUGAAAAUUAUUGGAGCACUUUCCUUGGGCAGCGCUUCGUACAUCGCAGCUCAGAGUGGCAUGAGGGAAAGCAAGGUGCUCAAAGGAUGUGAUCUUUAAGACUGCAUGGGCUCAAAAACCUCUUGACUUUUAUGUUUUAUUUCCUUACUGGCGACAUUACCAGAAGCUGUCACACACUCUGAGCUUAAUUUAAAGGAAUCAUUCCAAACUCGUAAAAGAUACAUUUAGGAUGUCAUCUGUAUCUGCUUUUUAGGCUCCUGAUGCCAAAUUGUCCCUUUCCAAACAUCUCUGUGUUCCAAACCAUUGCCAUAAUGCUGGGGGGAGAAAAAUUGCAGUUCACAGUUGGGAAGGUUAUGAGCAGGAAGCCAAUGCUGUAAAUAAAGUGCUAACAUGAGGCUGGGGGCUGCUGCUGCAGCCCCUCCAGGGAAUCUUUUGCCCGAGGGGGUGGAAGGCUCUGCUCAGGUUUCUCCUCCAGCUGAUGCAGUUACUCCUUCCCCACCUGUGGGAGGUCAGCUCCCCUCCGAUCCAGCUGCUCGAUUGCUGGCAGGGCCGUUCCUCACUGCCUCUGCUGCAGCUGUAGAGCUUUGCUGGCUGGACCCAUUGAUCUGAAACACACCAGCAGUUUGGAGGGAUUUUCCCUGGGCGUGCCAGCAAGGACCAGGCUGGGGGCUGUAAGGAAGAGCUGCCCCUGUGUUAACAGUGGAAGGUUGCAAAAUGGCACGUUCAGCAUAGCAUUUCUAUCUUAGAUCCAUCCUAGGAGCCCUUUCAUCACCUUCAAAUGGACUCAGGGCAGCAUCGAAGAUUUUGGGCCUGAUUCUGUGAGAUAUUGAGGCCUCUGGGUUUUUCUGAUAUGCAGAGAGCCCAGACACAGGGCCACGCUUGGUUUUUAACGCCCAGUUUUAGAAAAUUAUUACUUCUACUGAUACUUAGAAUUUGGAUCAGAGGGGGAAGCCCAAACUGUGAUUGUGUAUGUAAAGCUGGGUGAAACCCUGAGGGCAAAUAGCAGCCUGCUGGCUGGCCAGCCCUGCCUGCCACCAAAGGGACUCCCAGCUGCUGGGGGAGUUUGCCCUGCAGCUGAUCAGGGGAAGCUCACGCCAGCUGUUUCGGAGGCUGACCUGCAGAAAUGAUCAUCUCCAGCUAAGGGACGGUAAUGAGCUGAUGAGGACCUCUAGGCACAGAGCUACACAAGCCUGUGUGCAGAUUGCAGGGGUUUGCUCCGCUGUGGAGGUGUGUACAUGUGUGUUUGUUUCUCUGAAGGACACGCUCUGAUCAAGUUUUCUUUUAGUGCAGCAAACUUCCCUCCAAUUGCACUGGCUGCUGUCCAACAUGUUUUUCCCCUUAGCAGUUUUUAAGUGUGGCCUGCGUUACUUCCUUCCAGUUUUGCAUGAGAUAAGCAUAAAAAUGAGAUCUCAAACUCAGCAAAACAACUUCUUGGCUAUGAGCCCCUUAAAUUUACCUCUUCUUUCUGAGGCACCAGGGCAUCGUUAGGUAGCAAGCUGCUCUGUGCAGCUCAAGGGGCUUGCAGCUCUCUUCUUCCCUUUCCCCAUAGUCCCCUUAUUCCAGAAGUUGUGCUUCAUUUGUGAUUUAUUUUUUUAAGGCAAAAAGAAGCAUCACUUACACCAGGAAGUAACUGUUCUUUCAUUAGUCUGAGUCCACUCACAUUUUCAGGAUCUGGCUCUCUUACCAGGGUGACGCAAAUGCUGGUUCAUUUCUGCCUGGUCUGCCCUAGACGGGGAUGGUAACCAGCAGGUUUAGUUUGGGCCACGCACAGAGGAAUAAUCUGCUCUCCUCUCUGUGCUGAAUUUCUUUUCCUAGCCACAAGAAACAUUUUCUAGCAACAGCAGCUUAAACCUGGGAGUUCAGCUUCGUGGCAAAUAGCACAGCUGCUGACUUUUGGAUGGUACCAGGCUCUGCAUUUUGUUAGCACGUGUUAUUGUGAUACGAUUCAAACAACAGCAUUUAAGAAACGUUUCUGGUUCCAGCUGGCUGUACUCUAGUCCUUCAUGUCAACACGUGUGAUAAACCUGUCACAUAUGAUGAGAUGUUGCGAGGCCCUUGGGUUUCCUGAGCAAUUUAGGAUAAAAAAAAAAAAAAAAAAAGCAAGAUCAGUGAGGCUGCCUAAGUCCGAGCUGUGGCAUUGCUUCCCUGGGGCUUUGUAAGGCAUGCUACCCAUGGGCUUUGUAAGGCUUUUCCAUCUCUUGCAAAGUGCUUCCCAGAAAGACAGAAAUGGGGGAUCGUGAAACUUUUUGCCCUAAGGAGGGAUCAUUCCGUGUUACAGAAAUUGCAUGAACAAAAAUAAUUGUUUCACUUAAAGCUUCUCCUUCCCUGUCAUCCCAGGUGGUCAAUAAGGAAGCAAACAGGCUGUCUCUUAAUGUGCUUUGGAUCAAGCAGCUGCUGCAUCUCCUCAAGCUCUUUCCAUGCUGUGUUUCACUAGAUCAACAUUAGCCUGCCUUGAGUAUCUGUAGACCAGAAGAUUGCCAGGACGCGGAGCAGCCACGCCACAGGUUCCCACUGCCAGUUGAUCAACUCUGAUCUCUGGGUUUUUAAUGAGUAGUUUUAGCAGCUAUCCUGCAGGGCUCAGCCAGAACUGACCUAAAUUUAGGGUAGAACUUAGGACCCCAGAGACUCUUAAUCAACAAGGUAAACAACAAAACUCUCAAAAACAUCGGUUUAAUGUUUAAUUCAAAUUGCAAUAUGCUUGCAGAAAGUCAAAACCCAAAGCAGAAGGUAGCAAUUCAGUCUGAGCAAUGACGAGCUGCAGCUGGAAUCCAGCAGGGUGGCAACUGGCAGCCCAGCUGAAGGCACAAAAAUUGAGCUAACAUCACUUUUUAGAUACAUUUUCUUUCUUGUUGCAUAUGCAGCUCAGUCUGUUCGAGCUGUCCUGUUUGAUGUACCCAUGUGUGUAAGGAAAAGGAGCCAACGUGACCUGCAGAAAAGGGUUGUCCUGUGUCAUGCUGCCCACGUGGCUGAGGCCAGAAAAGCUUCUCACCCAUGGCACCACUGUGUCUGGGCAGGAACCACGCAGAGCCAAGUAUCUGGGUGCUAACAGGGCAUCUACCCUCAGUUGCUUUUGGCUCUGGCCUCUUGUGAGAACCUUGUGUGGCCCUAUGCAUCUUGUGGGGGCAGAUAAUUCAGAAGCAUACAUUAUUUAUGGUCAGGCUGCUCUUUCCAGCCUCCCACAGUUGCUGGAGGCCCUGGAGCUGCAGAGCAGAGCUGCUCCUCCUGGCACAGGGUCGCAGGCCAGACCUGCCUGCCCAUGGUGGGCACUUUCUGCUCCUUCUUCUUCCAGCUCAUGGGUGACAGUCAUCUCCCAGACCUUGCCACGUCAUGUGCAAUGCUAAAAGCAUGUGUGUACUGUAUGUACGGUGCUGGGCACUUUUCCCUGCCUGCCUGGCUUGCAGGUGCUUUCAGCAGGACCUUUGCAGGCACCAGGCAGCCAGAGCAAUGUUUGCAUUUCACCCUUUGCUGGCUGCUGGCUGUGGCUUUUCUUUUGGAGCUCACGUCUCUGUUUUUCUUCUGUUUUCCCCCCAAAGGUUGUUCUGAGCACCUGCAGUCUCUGAGUGAAAUAAAUAAAUGGCCCUGCCUUUUUGCUGUCAGAUGGCCCAUCCAUCUUUGGUGGAGCCGUGAGGAAUCCCCCUGAGCUAACGGUGCCAGUAGAGUCCUUUGUAUCCCCACCAGGGGGGCUUCCUUGGCCCUUCUUUGCACCACCCGUCUGUACGUGCUGGCUGAAACCCCCGGGUUGUGCUUGCUUCUCUCAGCCCGCAGCGCUCCUCGAGCUGCUGUAAUGCAGGCUCUGAGUUCCCUCUUCUGUCGGAGCUGAAAACUAUUAAACGUUACCGAGUGCCUCACAACCAGCUGGUUUUGUGCAGCAAAGGCUCUGAUGUCAGGCUGCUCUCCCCAGAGCUCCUUCCUUCCCCUGGCUCUGCGUUUCCUUGCUCUCCUUGGACUCAUCCUCUCCUUGCUGAGUCUCACAGUAGCAAUAACUCACUCCACGGGAGCUUCUGCCUCCAAAUUUUUUUGACCAGUCUCAUGAUAUUAUUCAUGGUGACACCCACCACGGGGUUUAUCUUGCCUCUUCAGUCUCCAGAGCUGUUCCAGGUUUCUGCUAUGAUUUCUCUUCCUUUCUCUCUUGCCAAUUUUGUUUCCCUCGCCGUGGCUUCCCAUUAGCAAUGCCGUGCUUGGAGGCCAAGUGCCCUUCAUGCCGCAGAUCUGCAGGCAAAGUAAACUCAGCAAAUCAUUAGGGCAGGCUUUGACGGCUGCUAUCUUCAUCAAAGACUGAGAUUAAAUGAGGCCCCUUUGAUAAACUGAUCUGAUGGGCCAAUUUGGCUUGCACACGUGGUACACCGGGCCUCAUGGGGCUUGUGAUUAAAAGACAUAAGAGAAUGCAAUUAUUUAGAGAGCUACGGGGAGAAGUCUGCAACUCACUGGUCUCUUCUUUGUCAGAACAAAAGAGGAGCCUAAUUCUGCAGGGUGGCAGGCAGCCCCAGGAGGUGUCGGAGAGCCCCUAAUUGUGGGGGGAGGCGAGGGCACGUUGGUCUCCCGCAGGUUUCGAUGCAUGUGGUGACACUGCGGGUGAGAUGCCGCUCCGACCAUUUCAGUCCCCAAGGCACUUGUCCCAGGAAUGAAACCUUGUCCCCUUUCACCCAGGUGGCUGCUUUUUCUCCUUCUACAGUCUCUCUCUCUCUCUCUUUUUUUUUUUUUUUUUCCCUCCCUGUCUAAACUGUGGCUGUCUUUGAUUGCAGCAAGAUAGAUUUUGUCUGGGUUUCUUUGCCGGACUCUAAUCAAAUCCUGACCUGCACCAGGAGCUCAGCGCAAUCUGGCUGACUUCCUGCAUCAAGCCCUAAAGCCCGGGGCUGGAUCCUGACCCACUAGGAAAAGCUCUGUUAGCUUAGGCUCUGAAUCAAACCCUGAAGAUGAGAAAUGUCUGGCUGGACACAAAUACAAUUUCCUUUUAUUUUUUUUUUUCUUUUUUUCUUUCAGGUUACUGAGUCAGAGCUAGAUGGCAUAUGCACUUGCAGUAGGGCUAUUCUUUUGUCUUCCUUUUCCUUUUCUUUUUUCUUUUUCCUUUUCCUCUUUUCCUUUUCCUUUUCAUUUUCCCUUUCCUCUUUUCUCUUUUCCUUUUCCUAUUUGUUCUUUCUCUCUCUCUCUCUCUCUCUUUCUUUCUUUCCUUCUUUCUUUCUUUCUUUCUUUCUUAGGAGCAUUCACGCUGCAUUUUAAUUUAGAAUACAUCCAAAUAGCUUGAGCUCAAAUUGAUCUUGUUUUUCAGCCAGAAAGCUUGUUUUUCGUCUAUUAUAAUAAUAAAUAUGCUAUUGAUAACAGUUUAGGUGCAAUUCAGCAAAGCUUUGCAGUGUGCACCAGCUCUGGAGGGCCAACAUUUUCUUAUUAUCCGUUAUUGAUAUGACACUUUGCAAAUAUUUUACAAACAAAUUAAGAGGUUUUCCUUGUGCCCCUCUUAGUUUGCAAUCUCAGUCUUUUUGACAGCUAAAGUCAGUAUUAAUGGUGACCUUGUUUAAAGCAGUUGUUCAUUAGCAAGUUUCUUCUCUGAACCUACAAACGCAGUAAGGGAACUAACUUGUGCUGGCACUUUCAAUUAAAUCCCAUCCUCGAAGCAAUUUUUUUUAGCUUUAUUCUAUCCAAUUCUCCUAAGCAGAAAUCGGAUUUGCUUGGUAAAGUGCUUAGACCUGUUAUUCAUUUAUUCAUUUAAGUAGUCAUUUUAAAUAUAGAAGCUUAACAUGAAGUGCUGGCAAAAGGAGCUCUUUUUCUCUCCUAGUCCUGGGCUUGCUGGGCCUGCUCAGUCUUCGAGUGCUUUACAAGGCUGGUCCUGUCUGAGCACAAGCACAGGAGUGAGGAGACCACCCUGAGCCUCUCUAGAAAGGAGAGACCCAGAAGGAGGUGCUUGGGCCUGGUCCUCACUGCGCGUCCUCACAUCUGCCUGGGGAAGGCUGCUGUGCAGUAGUUGUCUGCAGGGGAUGCAAGUAGGGUGCUGCACCGUGUGGGAAAGCCCCGUGCUUCCCCCUGGGUUUGUUUAACCAGCGGGGAAGCUGUCACAGAGGCAGGGGCAUCUUCCCGGGGAAGGGAGCAGCAGAAUAGAGGCUCAGAGAAAGCAGGAAACAGCCCCUUCGGGGCACGUGCUGGGCGCUGGGCCAGGCGCUGGGCACCAUGCCAUUGCUGCCCUGCGGCUCCUGGCCGUGGGCUUCGCGUGCACAAUGCAGGAGCUCAGUGGUGUGCGAGCCAGGCGCUGGAGAUGAGGAGCGAGUUUGUUCUCCAGAAGAAUCACCUUUUGUUAGCGGAAAAUCUGUGAAUUGGGUUCCCCAAGGGAAUAGUGUUUGAAAAGAUGAUUAAAAGAUAACACUUUUGAGGGUU